AUGCACAAUGCAAUCGAUGAACCAUACCUUGGACCGCAAUUUGCUGAGUGGUCUCUUGACUCUGAUUCAACAAUCGAGAUGCCAAAUCGUGGAGGGGCGCCGUGGGGUUUGGAGAGCAUCUCCCCAAUAUUCCGAGUUCACGAAAACUCCACUUGGCGCCGGCACAUUGAGUUUCUGUGGAACUUUCUGAGAACCGAUUUUCAAGUCAGCACCAAUACUAGCUGCGGCACACAUGUGCAUCUUUCACGGGCAGGGGGUUAUAGCCUCGCCGACCUGAAGAAAAUAUGUCAAAGUAUUAUUCACUUUGAGCCCGCAUUUGAGGCUCUGUUGCCCGAGGACCGACUAUCAAACGAAUAUGCGCGAAGUAAUUGGUUGGACAACGUGAAUUUCGGCCACCGGAAUCUAUCUCGAAAGCAGAGCAUUGCCGCAAUUCAACGCGCUCCCAGCAUGAGAGAAUUGGUUCUUCUCAUGAAUCCAAAUCACGAUAAAAUGUUUGGGUGGAAUUUUCUUUACCUCCUGAACAGCCCCAAUGGAACCAUUGAGUUCCGGAGGGGCGCAGCCUGCACGUCGGCACAGCAAGUUUUCGUCUAUAUCGAGAUUGCUAUGUCGUUUAUCGAAGCGGCCGUCCGGCUGGGUACCCCGGAAAAUCUUGAAAGAGUACCCGGCACUGUUGGUGGCCUCAAACACUUCAUCAGCGCCGCACGCCUCCCGAACAAUGUUCCUGGAUUAUACGACUCACGAUACCUAUCUUUGUUUUUCGGCAACAAGAGCGAUAGCACAUUCCGUGAACCGAAGCCGCUUGGAAGACUCUCGGCCUAUCAACUUAGUAAAUUGAAGAAAAAGAAGGAAGACGACAAGAAGAAGAACAUAGCUAUGGUGAAGAUGUUGCGUGAGCCAUACUGGAGCUAGGUCCCCAAUUGUCUGGGAUAUACGUUUUUCAUCAUCAGCUGGAUCUGGUAAAG
This is a messenger RNA of Aspergillus costaricaensis CBS 115574, 962 nucleotides long. RefSeq lists its product as uncharacterized. Lineage: Eukaryota; Fungi; Ascomycota; Eurotiomycetes; Eurotiales; Aspergillaceae. The record is from RefSeq and is a predicted model, not a curated record. The transcript has 2 exons. Bases 1 to 909 code for a protein of 302 amino acids.